Trichogramma pretiosum is the source of this 3029-nucleotide messenger RNA. Its product is annotated as ankyrin-1-like. The coding region runs from base 70 to 2811 and encodes 913 amino acids. The transcript has 2 exons. NCBI's taxonomy places the organism in Eukaryota, Metazoa, Arthropoda, Insecta, Hymenoptera, Trichogrammatidae. Gene Ontology annotation, molecular function: protein binding. The record is from RefSeq and is a predicted model, not a curated record.
UUCAUUCAGUACACGCUAUGUUCCUGUAAAGAGCGAAAGCAUCCGAAUCAUUCGCGAUUCAAUUUGACUAUGUGCGUAACAAUGGUGAGCAAGAAAGUCCACGUGUCAAACGACGAUGCCAAUUUUGAAAAAUUGAUGUUACGAAAAAAUAUCGAUUGGAGGAACGAAAAAGAGAGAGAUGAUCUUUACAAUGGACUUUGCAAGUAUAUUCCAUCUCGCGAGGGCCAACUACCUGAACUGCGAGACAUUUUUAGUCGCGUAGAAAUUGACUGGCUUCUUACAAUGGAUGUGAAGAACUCGCGCAAAUCUUUGCGUAGAAAAGCUCCGAUCAUCGACUGGGCGAUCAGGACCGGCUACAAGGACGAGCCCGACCGUGACAAAUACGGCAAGCCAUGGUCACACGGUACCACGCCGGUGCAUCAUGCGGCUUCUUCUUUUUAUCUAUGGCCUUGCGACGAAUGUGAAAAUGCAGACGCGGUGCGCGAUUACCUCAAGAUCGUCGAUUCUCUGUUCCAAAUAUACGACAGGUUCGACGUGAAUUACACCGACGAGUCCGGCUUUACGCACUUGCACGCGGCCUGCAAGUCGGGAAAUUACGAGGUAGUGAAGCGCUUCCUCGAGAACGGCCAGGAUCCGAAUUGCAUCGCGCUCGAAGAAAACGAUAAAACACCGCUUCACGCCGCCGUGGCCUGGGGUCACAAGAAGAUCACGGAACUGCUGCUGACAAAAGGCGCCAAUCCAAAUGCAGCCAAUGCAAAAGGAAUGACUCCUCUGCACAUCAUCGGCAUGAGACGAGUCGACGAUGACUUGGCGGAGGUGUUUUUGCGUACCUGCGACAAGAUCAACUCGAAGGUGAGGGUCAACGCCAGGGAUAAGUCGCUUAAUACGCCACUGCUCUUGGCUAUGCUCUGGAGCAACAACAAGACGUUCGAAACCAUACUGAGAUAUGGCGGCAAUCCAAAUUUGGUUAACGAGAAUAAAGAGACUCUUCUGCACCUCAUCUGUAAAGAUCGUCGCAACUACACCGCGGACAUUAAAAAAAAAUUGAAGGUUGCGAACUUGGUGAGGAUUUUAUUUAAAACCUGCCACGACGUCGGCAAGAACGUGCUCGUUAAUGCUCAAGACCAGCUUGGUAAUACACCUCUGCACGAGGCCCUGAACAACGGCUUGUCGAGCACAGUCGAAUUACUGCUGAAAGUAGGUUCCGAUCCUUGUGUAGUCAACGCCGAGGGAUUGACUCCUCUGCACAUCGCGUGCGAGAGCGAUUACUUCGGCGGACACGCGAUCGAUAAGUUUUUCGAACUCAUCGGCCAGAAUCGAGUACGAGUCGAUGUUCGGGACAAGUUUGGCAACACGCCGCUGCACGUGGCUUUCGACAAGAAGAAUGAAAAAAUGGUCGUAAACCUGCUGAAAUUGGGUUUCGAUCCUUACGUGGCCAAUGCCGAGGGAUCGACUCCUCUGCAGAUCGCAUGCAAGAACGGUUACUUUGGCACGGUCUCGAUCGAUGAGUUUUCCAAGCUCAGCGCGAUACACGAGGCACGGCACGUCAAUGCUCCGGAUAAGUCGGGCAAAACGCCGCUACACCAUACUCUGGACUCGCUCGUUGACGCCCUUCUCAGCAACCGGCUCGGCGACUAUCGACGCUUCAAGGACGCACUCGUAUUUCUUCUGAAUCGAGGCGCGGAUCCGAAUUUGGCCAACCAGAACAAAGAGACUCUUCUGCACCUCAUCUGUAAAAAUCGUCGCAACUUGAUCGCGGACGAUGAAAAAAAAUUGGAGUUGGCGAACUUGGUGAGGAUUUUAUUUAAAACCUGCCACGAUGUCGGCAAGAAGGUGCUUGUCAAUGCUCAAGACAAGCGGGGCAAUACACCUCUGCACGAGGCCCUGAACAACUGCAUGUCGAGCACAGUCGAAGUACUGCUGAGCAGUGGUGCGAAUCCAAAUAUAGCCAAUCGAGAGAAAUUCACUCCUCUGCACUUUCUUUGCAUGAAACCCGACGACGUUAUGUUUACGUUUACGUUGUUCGAGGCUUACUGUCACAACGAAUAUCAUCCGCUGCAGGUCAAUGCUCAGGAGAAGUCCGGUGACACGCCGCUGCACUUCGCGCUGGAAAAAAAAUGUCCACACUUGGUCAGAUGGCUGAUGAGAAACGGUUCUGAUCCUGGUAUAGCCAAUGCCGAAGGAUUGACUCCUCUCCACACCGCGUGCAAGAAUUAUUUCUUCGGCGGAUUCUCAAUCCAUGAGUUUUUCACGCUCGGCGCACAUCAAAUACGAAUCAAUGCUCAGGACGAAUUGGGCAAUACACCGCUACACUACGCUGUGGAGUAUAUCCUCUUUCAAGCCCUAGUCCUGCGUGGCACGGUGCAGUCUGGCGUGAAGGACGUAGUCGAAUUUCUUCUGAAGAACGGCGCGGAUCCACAUUUGGCCAACAAGAAGAAACAGACUCCUCUGCAACGUAUUAGCCAAUAUCAGUGCGAUGGCAAAAUCUCGAGCGAGGUGCUAAGCUGGGCGACGAUGUUAGUCGAGACCAGCGACGAAAAAAAUCAGCCGCUGCAGGUCAAUGCCCAGGACGAUGAGGGUAAUACACCAUUGUGUAAGACUCUAUGGAAUACUCCUAGGAAGAGGUGCGGAUCCGAUGGCGAAUUUGGCCAAGACCAGGGGAUUGACUCCUUUGCACACUAUUUGCCUAAGAGGCAAAAAGACGGAUUGGUAAAUGUAUUCUUAAGAAUAAACAACAAUUUAAAUCAGAGGAUGCAGGUAGAUGCCGUAGACAAGUUAGAUAGAAAACCGCUAUGGGCCAUACAAAGUUGAUGCAGAGUCUGCGGAAAAACGGCGUCAAACCAAUUAAAAACAGUGCGGAUGAAUAACCUUCUUUGUUCGUCAUUUGUAUAUUAUUAGUGCUAGGAAACGAAAAGUCAAAUAGACUAUGUAUCAAAGUUAGGGACAUAAGUUAGAAAAUGAUAUUUAAUUUUUAAAAAUAAUGGAUUGAAAAGUUUUAAUAAUGUAAAUACAUAUUUUUUAUGUAUAAA